GAAGGGGAAGGCUAACUUGACAGCAGCGCUUCUUUCUUAGCUGGUCACCGGCCCCUGCCCAAGAAUGCCUGUGUGCGUGUAGCCUCCGCAGAGAGGUGGCUCUCCCGAGGGGCCGCCUGAGCUUGAGAACUGGGGAGGAGUUGUUCCAGCCAUGAGCCCCUUUGGGAAUCUUUCAGGGGGCAAGUGGCCCAGAGUCCUCACGCCUUUUCAGCUGCUCCGGAGGGAGAGGUGAGCACUGGGCAGCCGGCCUGAAGCCAGAGGUGCCGGGAGCCCCGGGCCUGUCAUGGUGGCGGUCUGCAGCCAGCCUGAGGCACUCCCAGACGGGUUUGCAGCUGAGCUGGUUUAUCUGGUGUGGGAAGAAGAUGGGGAGUUACUUGUCCAUCUCGGCUUACUUCACCGCCAGAGACCCCUUUCGGUGUUCAGAAUGUCAGGAGUCCCUCACCAACUGGUACUAUGAGAAGGAUGGGAAGCUCUACUGCCACAAGGACUACUGGAGGAAGUUUGGGGAAUUCUGUCAUGGGUGCUCCCUGCUGAUGACAGGGCCUGUCAUGGUGGCCGGGGAGUUCAAGUAUCACCCAGAAUGCUUUGCCUGUAUGAGCUGCAAGGUGAUCAUUGAGGAUGGGGAUGCAUAUGCCCUGGUGCAGCACACCACCCUCUACUGUGGGAAGUGCCACAAUGAGGUGGUGCUGGCACCCAUGUUUGAGAGGCUCUCCACGGAGUCUGUUCAGGACCAGCUGCCCUACUCCGUCACACACAUGUCCAUGCCAGCCACCACUGAGGGCAGGCGGGGCUUCUCUGUGUCCGUGGAGAGUGCGUGCUCCAACUAUGCCACCACCGUGCAAGUGAAAGAGGUCAACCGGAUGCACAUCAGUCCCAACAACCGCAAUGCCAUCCACCCCGGGGACCGCAUCCUGGAGAUCAAUGGUGCCCCUGUUCGCACACUCCGAGUGGAAGAGGUAGAGGAUGCAAUUAGCCAGACGAGCCAGGCCCUUCAGCUCCUGAUUGAACAUGACCCCGUCUCCCAGCGCCUGGACCAGCUGCGGCUAGAUGCACGGCUCUCUCCUCACAUGCAGAAUGCUGGACAUUCUCACACCCUCAGCCCCCUGGACACCAAGGAGAAUCUGGAAGGGACACUGAGGAGACGUUCCCUUAGGCGCAGUAACAGCAUUUCCAAGUCCCCUGGCCCCAGCUCCCCGAAGGAACCCCUGCUCUUUAGCCGUGACAUCAGCCGUUCAGAAUCCCUUCGCUGUUCUAGCAGCUACUCCCAGCAGAUCUUCCGGCCGUGUGACCUGAUCCACGGGGAGGUCCUGGGGAAGGGCUUCUUUGGGCAGGCCAUCAAGGUAACACACAAAGCCACGGGCAAAGUGAUGGUCAUGAAGGAGUUAAUUCGGUGUGAUGAGGAAACACAGAAGACUUUUCUGACUGAGGUGAAGGUGAUGCGCAGCCUGGACCACCCCAAUGUGCUCAAGUUCAUUGGCGUGCUGUACAAGGACAAGAAGCUGAACCUGCUGACAGAGUACAUUGAGGGGGGCACAUUGAAGGACUUUGUGCGCAGUGUGGACCCGUUGCCCUGGCAGCAGAAGGUCAGGUUUGCCAAAGGCAUCGCUUCUGGAAUGGCCUAUCUGCAUUCCAUGUGCAUCAUCCACCGGGACCUGAACUCACACAACUGCCUCAUCAAGCUGGACAAGACUGUGGUGGUGGCAGACUUUGGGCUGUCACGGCUCAUAGUAGAGGAGAGGAAAAAGCCCCCAGUGGAGAAGGCCACCACCAAGAAACGUACCCUGCGCAAAAAUGACCGCAAGAAGCGCUACACAGUGGUGGGAAACCCCUACUGGAUGGCCCCUGAGAUGCUGAACGGAAAGAGCUACGAUGAGACGGUGGAUGUCUUCUCUUUCGGGAUCGUUCUCUGCGAGAUCAUCGGGCAGGUGUAUGCAGAUCCUGAUUGCCUGCCCCGAACACUGGACUUUGGCCUCAACGUGAAGCUUUUCUGGGAGAAGUUUGUCCCUACAGACUGCCCCCCAGCUUUCUUCCCCCUGGCCACUAUCUGCUGCAAACUGGAGCCCGAGAGCAGGCCAGCAUUCUCAAAACUGGAGGACUCCUUUGAGGCCCUCUCUCUGUACCUGGGGGAGCUGGGCAUCCCACUGCCUGCAGAGCUGGAGGAGCUGGACCACACUGUGAGCAUGCAGUAUGGCCUGACACGGGACUCGCCCCCCUAGCCCUGGCCCAACCCCCUGCUGUGGGCAGGGCCCUCCUGGCUUCCUGUGGAUUGGCACCUUGUUUAGAAGCAGAACAAGCCAUCCCUACUACCUCCCCAGGAGGCGAGCGGGCGCAGCACCAGGGAAAUGCAUCUCCACAUGUUUUGGGACCUGGUUACUGUCUGUAAAUCCAACACUCGCCUGAAAGCUGUGAAGAAGAAGAAGGAAAAAAAAAGCCUGGCUUCUGAGCCAGGAGGAAUCUGUUACUCGUGACCACUCCGGAACUCCCUGGGAUUCUGGGAUUCCGGGCUAGUCAGUGUGAUCUGGACCUGCUGGGCAAGAUUCCAGGGUGAACCUGCCCCUAGGCUCUGAAGUGUCUGGUCCAGCUGAGGACGGGAGGACUUGGAGUGGUAGUGUGGCUGAGAGAGAGACUGGUGGCCAGGCCGCAAUCCAAGGAUGUGAAAUGACAGUGGUGCUACCCUCCUUCCACUCCAUGCGCUGCCCUCCCCUGGGCGGGGUCUAGGAAAUAGGUUUUGAAGAGUCCUUUAACUUGUGGUGGAGCUGGCCAGGAGUCAGGGGAAGGGCUGGUUUCGGUUCACUUCCCAGUCCCAGUGUCGGGGGCAGUGUGUAUCUUGUGUUCUCCAGCUAUACUGCUGGAGACGAGCUGAGAAUUCCUAGGUUGGCAUCUUUUCUGCCCACAACAAGAAGUCACCCACAGUGCAGGAGGAGGCUGGGGACUGGAAAGAGACCCUGCCCUCUAGAAAGCCCAUACUCUGGCUGCUGUCGCUCAUACCCCGGUGGGCACCUUAGUCAGAAGCUUGAGACACUUUGCCUAGACCUAGAUGAGCUCUGGAGGAUGGUAUGGCUUGUUGCAGGCCCAGUGUAUAAGGCUAGGGGAGUGGGACUCUCAGCAGUCUCUUGGCCUUGGGGCAGCUACUCCUCACCCUUCCCCAUCCCUGGUCCAGGCACCAACUUGGGUGGGAAGAGGUGGUGGCAAGAGUCCCAGAGCUUAGAUGCUGGGAGAGACACCUCCCUGAGCUGGGGGCCGUCUGGCUUCUACUUCACCUGCCGGCUGGCCCACAUCACUAGCUCCUGGCUGCAGCCUCCUGAGCCACAGCCAUGGGUGCUGAAAAGCCCUGGGAGCACCCUCUACCUUGGCUCCCAGAUCUCCAGGGACUCAGCGCAAAUAGAUUUGCCUCUUCCUAAGCAUCUGUGAGCUUGGGCCAUAUUUAACAAAUUGGGAAUGGGUUUGGGAUAUUACUGCAAUGUGUAGUGGUUGUAUUGGGGGUGGGAGGGAGGAGGGGGGUGGGAAUGAUUUGGGAGAGUGGUUGCUGUUAGUAUUAUCUUGUUCUGUCUGUUGGGUGACAUGUGAAAUACUGUUUAUAGACCUGAUGAGUUGUGGGAUUAGCUGUCAUCUCUGGCUAUGCUGUGUAGACCAUACUUAUGUGUGGAGUGUGCAAGCUUGUGGGGUUGAGCCCUGGGCUCACAGAGGCAGCAAGGUCAGCACCGUGUGGCUGGUCGUGCCUCAGCUGUCCCCAGCGUACGUGGGAGUGGUGGGCCCAGGUUGGACCAUUGAGCAGACCAAAUAAAUUAAGCAGUUAACAUAACUGA
This is a messenger RNA of Phyllostomus discolor (pale spear-nosed bat), 3806 nucleotides long. It is a transcript of the gene LIMK2, whose product is annotated as LIM domain kinase 2. Gene Ontology annotation, cellular component: cytoplasm; nucleus. Gene Ontology annotation, biological process: protein phosphorylation; actin cytoskeleton organization. NCBI's taxonomy places the organism in Eukaryota, Metazoa, Chordata, Mammalia, Chiroptera, Phyllostomidae. The record is from RefSeq and is a predicted model, not a curated record. Gene Ontology annotation, molecular function: protein serine/threonine kinase activity; protein binding; ATP binding. The transcript has 15 exons. The coding region runs from base 363 to 2216 and encodes 617 amino acids.